AUGAAAUCUUGGACCAAAGCAAUCCUCUCUCUGGCACUCUUAUCGCCCCUCAUUUGCGCUAAGGCAUUAUGGCCAAAGCCUUCCAGUGGAAGCUUCAACAUCGAGGACUUCACCUUUGACUCUGGCGAGAUCAUCGACUCCCUGAACAUCAGCUACCAGACCCUCGGUGAGCUAAAAGUCAAUUCCGAUGGAUCCAACAACGCCGUUGUUCUCCUCCAUGGAACUACUGGUUCUAGCGCCCAGUUUCUCGUGGAAGAGUUCGCUGGUGCCCUUUUCAACCCAGGCCAGCCUCUCGACGCCAACGAGUACUUCAUCAUCAUGCGCGAUGCCAUCGGUCACGGGAACUCAAGUAAGCCUAGCAACACUGGCCUUCGCGCCUCGUUUCCGAAGUAUCAGUAUCCUGACAUGAUUCGUGCGGACCACUUCCUUUUGACUGAGCACUUCAAACUUAACCGGACCCGUCUGACGCUUGGUGUUUCGAUGGGCGGUAUGCACACUUGGAUGAUGGGCGGAGAAUAUCCAGGCUUUUCGGAUGCCUUGAUGCCUAUUGCUUCCUUCCCAGUUGAGAUAGCUGGCCAUAAUCGGCUGUUUCGGAAGUUCAUCACUGAGCUUAUCACCAUUGAUCCAGCAUGGAAAGGUGGCGAUUAUGAGAAGCAGCCAGCUGCUGGCCUUGGAGGUGCACUCAUGAUUCAACUUGUUCUUCUCUCGUCGCCUUCAUACUGGCAGCGAGCAUUCCCAACCCGUGAGGCCGUCAAUAACUACGUUGACGAGCACAUCAUUCCUCACCUGGAAGGGUACGAUGCCAAUGAUCAGCUCUAUGCUUGGAACGCAUCACAGACGUACAAUCCAAAGGUCGGUCUUAAGAAUAUCAGGGUUCCUUUGACUGCUGUCAAUACCGCCGAUGACUUGCUGAACCCAAUCGAACUCGGAUUCUUGGAGGAUGGUGUCGCUAACGACAUGACGCCUGGAUAUGGCCGAGCAGUCACUAUUCCUGCAAGCAAUGAGACUACUGGACAUGAUAGCUACAUCAUGGCUGUUCUUUGGAAAAUUGAGCUUGAGAAGCUCCUCGCUCGGUCAGCUGCGUAA
Fusarium odoratissimum NRRL 54006 is the source of this 1086-nucleotide messenger RNA. RefSeq lists its product as uncharacterized. Bases 1 to 1086 code for a protein of 361 amino acids. Lineage: Eukaryota; Fungi; Ascomycota; Sordariomycetes; Hypocreales; Nectriaceae. Gene Ontology annotation, biological process: L-homoserine metabolic process. The transcript has a single exon. The record is from RefSeq and is a predicted model, not a curated record. Gene Ontology annotation, molecular function: homoserine O-acetyltransferase activity.